AUGAAGUUCGCUGGCGUCAUCGCAUCAAUGGGCCUGCUGGGCGUGGCUGCUGCGGGCUCCAGUGAAGCGGAUCAGUCCUCCACGCAGCAGUCGAUCCCGGCCGUGACCCCGGCCGCGACGACUGUCGCUCCGUCCCCCACCUCGUCGCCGUCGAGUAACUCGAGCUUCGCUCGCUUCUUCGACCAGGACCGAUUCCACGCCAUGUUCCCGGACGCCGUGCCGCUCUACAACUUCGACGGCCUCGUGAACGCCGCCAACAAGUACACGACGUUUGCCAACACGGGCAACGACACCAAUGACAAGCGCGAGUUGGCGGCGUUCUUGGCUCAGACCGCGCACGAGAGCGACAACUUCAAGGCGGCCGAGGAGUACGCGCGCAACACGUACACGGUGUGGCAGUACUGCGACAACAGCACUAUCGCCUGCGCUCCUGGGCGUCGCUACCACGGUCGCGGCCCCAUUCAGCUCUCGUGGAACUACAACUACUACAACGCCGGAAAUGCGCUGGGUAUUGACCUGCUUAACAACCCGGACAUCGUCGCGAACGACACGGCAGUCACGUGGAUGACGGCACUUUGGUACUGGAUGACCCCGCAAGGCGGUCGCGUGAUCCACGACGUCGUGGCGGGCGAGAACGGCUUUGCUCAAUCCACCGACAUCAUCAACGGCGCUCUUGAGUGUGGACCCAGUGCUCCGAACACGGCCAACGAGCAGCAGCGUAUCAAGUACUACGCCAAGAUGUGCGAGGCGCUGGACGUGCAGCCCCUCGGAAACUCAUCGUGCAACGCGUAG
This is a messenger RNA of Phytophthora sojae, 792 nucleotides long. RefSeq names its product putative chitinase. The transcript has a single exon. Gene Ontology annotation, biological process: cell wall macromolecule catabolic process; chitin catabolic process; carbohydrate metabolic process. Bases 1 to 792 code for a protein of 263 amino acids. The record is from RefSeq and is a predicted model, not a curated record. Lineage: Eukaryota; Oomycota; Peronosporomycetes; Peronosporales; Peronosporaceae. Gene Ontology annotation, molecular function: chitinase activity.